AUGCGGUUUGUGAGGGUUCUGGUUGCUGCUGCUGCUGCUGCCACGGCAGUCGCAGAUCAUUUGAAUCUACCGCCACUGCCUUCUGGCUACAGCUCCCCUGGGCUACCAAUUGGCCCUCCACAGCCCCCUCCGGUGUACAUGGUUGACAAUCAGGGGAACACCCACGGAGUGGCUCCUGAUGCCGGGACCAUGAACGGGCCGGUUUUGACCAACAAGCAAAUGGAUGGCGUAGUCAAGGCGGAGAAUUCAACCGAAAGCACUUCCAAGCGCGCAACAAGCGGAUUCUGGAUGGAUGGUAUAACCCAUGGCCAAGUAAGACACGACACAAAAAGCGCGUUUCAAGUCUCAACUGACUCGUGGCAGAUGCCACUCGCCGGAGAUGGAUAUCAGUUCUAUCGCAAUGUUCAGGAUUUUGGCGCGGUGGGAGAUGGAGUGACGGACGACACGGAAGCGAUCAACCGUGCAGUUUCAUACUCCAGCAUGUCCAAUUCCAGCGAGCGGUGUGGUCAGUUUUGCGGUUCGACUUCGGUCUAUGGUGCCCUUGUGUUCUUUCCACCAGGAACCUACCUCAUCAGCACUCCAAUCGUCCAGUAUUAUUACACGCAGUUUGUAGGGGAUGCCACGGACAGACCAACCAUUAAAGGCAGUGCCAAUUUCACUGGCAUUGCUCUCAUCGACACCGAUCCCUAUAUCCCCGGCGGAAAUGGAGCAGAGUGGUACAUCAACCAGAAUCAGUUCUACCGUCAAAUCCGCAACUUCAUCUUCGACAUGAUCUCUAUGCCUUUUACCAAUUAUGACGGGGACCAGGAGUACAAUGCCACCGGUCUGCACUGGCAAGUGGCGCAGGCUACCUCCCUGCAAAACCUAGACUUCCAGAUGAGUGUCUCCACUGCGUCAAAGACAACGACCAUGGUGGGCAUUUUCAUGGAGAACGGAUCAGGCGGCUUCCUGAGCGACCUGACUUUCUUCGGAUUCCGCGCGGGAAACCAGCAAUAUACCGCCCGGAAUCUGCAGUUCACGUCUUGUUUGACGGCUAUUUCCAUGAUCUGGGACUGGGGUUUCACCUGGCAAAACAUCUAUGUCCAUUCUUGCUGGGUCGCAAUAGAUUGUACUAGCAUCGGCGGUAUCGGUUCCCAGGGCACUGGCUCAAUCAGCGUCAUAGAUUCGCAUUUCAACGGUGUGCCGUAUCCGAUUACUCUGCGCAACGGCGGUCCACACCCCAACAUUAUUCUAGACAAUCUGCUGAUCGAGAACUCUGCCGACGUAGUGCUCAUUUCUGGGGGUGAGACAAUCGUCGCUGGAUCUGCCGAUGCACUUUACUUCACGUCUUGGAACAUGGGACGUUUCUAUGAUUCCUUGAGUGGUGACGGCCAGGACCACACUGGGUUUCUGAGCCCCACCCCGAACAAGCCGACUAGUCUUAAAGACAGCUCUGGUCACUACUUUUCGCAGUCCAGACCUCAGUACGAGACUUAUUCCAGCAGCGACUUUGUCGUAGCCACUGCAAAUGGCAUCUCGAAUGACGGGACGGGAGAUCAGAGUGGUGCAAUCAAUGGUCUCCUUUCCAGCUCGGUUGGCAGUCCCGUCUUCUUUCCUGCCGGUAUCUAUCAGGUUCAGUCAACAGUCAAAGUUCCAGUUGGCUCGAUCAUUGUUGGCGAGGGGUGGUCUCAGAUUAGGGGGACAGGGUCAUAUUUUGAGGAUGCUUCGAAUCCGCAGGUUAUGGUUCAAGUCGGCGACGUUGGAGACUCUGGAGUGAUUCAGAUCUCCGAUAUGCUGUUCACGGUCAAGGGUGCUACCGCGGGGUGCAUCCUUAUGGAAUGGAAUGUUCAUGAGAGCACACAAGGCAGCGCUGCUAUGUGGGACUCUCAUUUCCGCGUCGGAGGAGCGGAGGGGUCCGACCUCCAGAUGGGGAAUUGUCCGAAAGGUUCAGACAUCAAUACUGAUUGCAUUGCCGCAAGCAUGCUCCUCCACCUUACCAAGCAGUCCUCGGGCUAUUUCGAAAACCUUUGGGUCUGGACAGCCGACCAUGAUUUGGACGAGCCUGUAGGAAGCGCAAAUACGACAACUGCGUCGCAGCUCAACAUCUUCACUGGUCGUGGUGUUCUGGUUGAAUCACAAGGACCAACAUGGUUUUACGGCACCUCUGUGGAGCACAGCGUGCUCUACCAGCUCACCCUUUCCGCCGCGAAGGAUAUCUUCAUUACCCAUGUCCAAACAGAGACCCCCUAUUUCCAACCAGACCCAGAUGCAUCGCAGCCCUUUGAUGUAGGCUUUUGGGACUCCGACCCAGAUUUCUCGGGCUGUGUAUCAGGCUCCAACUGUGAAGACGCCUGGGCUUUCCGCGUACUCGAUUCAUCCGACAUCUUGGUAUACACAGCUGGAUUUUAUAGCUUCUUCGACGCUUUUGAACAAACCUGUUUAGAUGAUGAGUCAUGUCAGGAACGAUUGGUGGAGACCAGCUUUACGCAAGGGUUCUGGCUGUAUAACAUUUUUACGAUUGGCGCUGCGCAGGUCGUCAGUCCCAUGGGAGGCAUUCCACCCACCUUGCAGAGUGAUGAUAACCAAAAUGGUUAUUCUACCGAAAUCAGCGCUUGGCUUGUUCUUGCCGAGAGCGGUGGUGAUCUAGGUGUCUCGUCCGGAGUCGAUGGAGAUGCCACCAUUGUAUACAUCGGUGGCUUGAUUUGGGUUGAACCAAGCCCCAUCGUUCAAUGCUCUCCUCCAUGUAUCAUGGUGCUUCCGCCAUCGCCAGUUCCCACGCCCACUCCUGUCAGCUUUAAUCCAAUUCCUACAUCGAUCAAUCUCGGGGGAACUGUCAUCUCUGAAGUUACACCAUCGCCUGUGACUCCAUCCGAGAUUGGAUUCUUUCCGGUAACCAUUCCGUCCGGUGUGUAUGGUUCCGUCUUCAAUAUAAACUCGAGUGUUACCCCCGGACCCGCGGUUGUUAGCGGAGGAGGAACCACAUCAAGCAUCACUUUCGACCCUACGGUAGGCCCCGGGGGCGUCUGGUUCAAUGCUUCGCUCGUCUACUACACGCUUCCUACGACGGUAUAUACAUCCAACGGAGUGACCCAGACAUUCUCGGAGGCUCAGUUCACCGAGUGGGCGACCAUACCAACAACUACCACCAUCACCACCUCGCUCAGCACGCGGGCUUCUACCUCAACAGGCUCCUCCGACUCGUCAACAACAACACUCUUGCCAGUAUGGGUCAAUAUCGGGGGCUUCUACUGGUCUCCAGUGCCCCUGCCUGGCCCAACGCCCCUCCCGAUUCCACAGCUCCCCGAACUACCCGAUAUCCCAGAACCGCCGUGCUUCAAGCUCUUCGACAUAUUCUCAAUCGACUGUCCCCCAGAUAAAGGCAAUCCCACAACAACGUACACCUCCGGCCCGGCCUCACCAAGCUGCACCAGUUCCUGCGGAACAUACCGCACUAGUGACUCGUCCUCCUCAUCAAGCACGUCAUCAUGCACGACAACAACCUCGAUUGAAUGCACCUCUGCGACAACCUGCAACACGUAUAUCGGAUGCGAAUGCCACACCAAGACCGUUACCGACUAUUGGGUCUCCUGUUCCGUGGAGAGUUGCACCACUACAAGUUCAAGCGUCGUAAGCGGCUGCUACGUGACAGGCACGACAACGACAACAGGCGUCGCUUGCUUGACAGUAAGCUUGGAUCCCGAGACCGACGACGAAGGCGACGACGCCUUUUUCCCUGCUGUCGGCUCUGCGGUCAUUGUAACAAAACCCGAGAUCGUAUGGAUCGGCGGCUCAGUCUACCCGGUCUCCGGCGGAGAAAUCACCCUGGGGAGAGGGGGAGGGUCUUACUCUAUCCCGUCUGUGACAGCAGCUGUGACGACGAUCCUUGGCGGAACGUCCGCCGUUAUCUACCCGUCUACCACUGGAACCUCUUACGAAGUCGCUGUGCCAGGUUUGCUGGCUACCGGAUCCUCCUCAAGCGCCACCUCCACCACUAUUCGCACAACGACAACGACAGCAACAACUUCAACCACCAAGCCAUCCCCAACACGAAUCGCAGCUUUCAUGGUCUCCCAGCAGGAUAUGAAUGGCCAAGGCGUCUUCCAAUGGUGGGUUAUAGACGAGUACACAAACAGCAUUACGGACGUCUGCGACGCGCACGCCGACAUCGAGGUCUCGUCGGACUCAGCCCCAGGCUACGACUUUACUUACCCGGAUAGAACAAUCGGUCCUUUCACUAGCCAUGGCAUUAAAGGC
Penicillium cinerascens is the source of this 4233-nucleotide messenger RNA. Its product is annotated as glycoside hydrolase family 55 protein. The annotation marks the transcript as partial. The transcript has 11 exons. NCBI's taxonomy places the organism in Eukaryota, Fungi, Ascomycota, Eurotiomycetes, Eurotiales, Aspergillaceae. The record is from RefSeq and is a predicted model, not a curated record.